UUUCCAGUUCUUUCAUCGUCGAUCUCUUCCCUGUGGUUUUUGUCAUUCUUGUUAAAGAAAUUUAAAUAAAAUAAUUAAGAGAAGAAUUAUGAGAAAGCAGAGCAGAUGCUGCUCCUCUGCUUCAAUUCUGGUCCGGCUAUUCCUGCUUCUCGCUCUGAUUUUUAUAGGUGGCAUUAUUAGAGUUGCAGAAGGAGGGAAGAGAAGGGUUCAUAUCCCAGAUGAGCUGGACGACGUGAUCGAUAACGAAGAAGACGAGGACUGGAAGCGAUGGGGUCAAAAAUCAACACCUUCGGAAGAUUUCGAAUUCGCUCCACCUUCGCCCAUGGAUUUCACCAAGACGGAUCCAUCGCAGAUUCAAUCUGAAAUGUUGAAUCGCCAUUCCGGCCCUUCCUUUGGUUUCGUCAAGCUCCGAUUAGGUGUCCGACGUUCACCGGAUAUGGUCGCGGAGAUCGCUAUGAAAUGGACUAAGGUUCUAAAGACCGGAUCAAUUGAGGCCCAUUUCAUGGCUGUUGAUACUAACACCAUCAUGUUCACCAUGCAAAGAGGGAAAGACACAACAGAGUUGAAAGAAUUUGUACUGAAUCAACCAGAGGCAUAUGAGAUGAAGAUAGGUGAUCAUGUCUUUCGAAGACCAGGAGAUCCUCCUAUAGAAGAAGUUAUCGAGAAGCUUCGUAUUGAGAAGAAUGAAGCCCACGAACAUCAUGCACAUAGUUCUGCUGAGUCGUCAGAGCAACUGAAACACGAGGAGCUUUAAUGCUUUUUGAUAACACAAGUAAAAAUUUUUUCGAGCUUAUAGUGAAUUUAAUCUAAAUUUUCUUUGUCAGGUUGAUUCGAUUCGAUAGUUUAUAUAUCAAAAACUUC
Molecule: messenger RNA, 861 nt
Organism: Telopea speciosissima
Lineage: Eukaryota; Viridiplantae; Streptophyta; Magnoliopsida; Proteales; Proteaceae
Exons: 3
Coding region: 89-754 (221 amino acids)
Biological process (GO): protein folding
Source: RefSeq, a predicted model, not a curated record